CUUCGUUUUAUCUGCUUAGCAGCAAUAUAUACCAACGCACAAAGGCUGAAACUUUUAAAAGAAGUAGUCGUGUUCUCCAAGUUUUAUCCGGAUCGUUGACUAAAGGAAGAUGUAUUCGAGCCUUGCGCUACUCGCGUUGUUCACUCUGUUUCAAACAGGGUCGACUCAACACUGCUAUUCAUGCUUUACCUCCACUCUGAGUGACAGCCGAUUUGCAGAGCAGUGGAGUCGUAAUAAUGUGACGACGAACUCAACUGUCUCAACAUGGCCUGACUACGCCAACUGCUACCAUCCUAAGGCCCUUGAACCCCUGGACUGCUCGGGGGCAUUAGGCUGCGAGAAGCUGAAUGCUGAAGUGGGCUUCAUCUACAAUGGAGAGUGGAGUACCUUCCACGUGCUGUACCUCGGGUGUGCCAGUCCCAGCAACACGGUCGAUGGGUGCACCACGAACCCCAACCAGGUCUUGGACUAUCUACAGCCUUUCCAGGACGGUAUAGACGACGAGAUCGGGCUGAGCCUUGAAUGGGACUCUGUGCUACACGGAGAAGCUUGCAGAUGUUCUGGGGAUUUCUGCAAUGGCGCCACCUACGUGAAGAUGAGCUACAGUCUGAUGAUUAUCUUGUCUCUGAUCACUCUCUUCUGGAACAGGUUCUAAAAUAACGCAAAGAAGGAAAUCAUGGAAAACACACUGUUCCCAAAAACUGUCAUACUUCUUCUUCUCCCUCCUCUUCUACGUUCCCUUCU
Molecule: messenger RNA, 744 nt
Organism: Strongylocentrotus purpuratus (purple sea urchin)
Lineage: Eukaryota; Metazoa; Echinodermata; Echinoidea; Camarodonta; Strongylocentrotidae
Exons: 5
Coding region: 110-655 (181 amino acids)
Source: RefSeq, a predicted model, not a curated record